This is a messenger RNA of Owenia fusiformis, 969 nucleotides long. Lineage: Eukaryota; Metazoa; Annelida; Polychaeta; Sabellida; Oweniidae. The record is from the annotation of a GenBank genome assembly.
AUGGGAUACCCUGAACCCACUUACAUUUGGGAGGAAUUGAACAUUGAGACAGCUGAAUCAAUGGGACAAGUAAGACCUGAAGCUUCUCCUCCCUUAAAUGGUAUGCCAGGAGAGAAAAUAUUCCUAUGUAAGGCGAAGAACUCGUUUGGAGAAGAGGUCAAAGACACCCCCAGAAUAACUGUACUGAAAGGAACAGGAACGGGUCUGUGUGGAAUCUUCUGCGGACCAUGUCUGUUAUGCAUGGUUAGCAAGCGUAUCGGGGAGAACAUGUGUGUUGGAUGCUGCGUCCCUGGUGGCAUCAUUGCCCUUAGAGUACGACUCAGGUCUCUCUUGGGAUCCAGGAGUGCUUCAAUAACCCCUCAACAAAAACCUGAAUUAGCGAUCUUUAAUCUUCCCGAGUCAACUAGCGUGAACGAUCUUUUAUCCAAUGGCCUUGGUUUUAAAACGGAUGAGUUACAAAUAGGCCCUGCAAGGCGCGUAGGAAGCGUUCGAGUUGGAGCAACGAGACCUAGAGUCACCAUACUACCAGUAAAAAACAACAAUGACCUCCACAAAAUUUUAAAGCAGAAGCGUGUGUUAAAAAACACUGCCAAGUUUAACUCAGUGUAUAUCAAUGUUGCAAAAUCUCCUGAAACUCUGAGUCAGGAGCGCUUAAUGCGCAGAAUGAUUAAUCAGUCUGUGCAAUCUCACGUUAAAUCACUACAGGGAAAUGAAACUCAACAUGUCUUGAAUUCGGCACAGCAGAAUACAACAACACCGAGUGUGAUUGAGAUCCCGAGUCAACAACGCUCUUCGCCAACCCCAGCAUCGUUACGUAUGAAUGCUUCUCAAGAACCCAAGCCCAAUUCUAGAUCCAAACCCAAUCCCAAGGCCACACAACCCAACCGUAAAGGGGCCUCAAAAAGCUCCCCGUUAAUGCCAAUAAUAGUCAACAAUAGGAUAAAUUGGUCACAGGCUUUUGGAACGUAA